CUAAUACUUUUAAAAACUCCAUGUUCAAUACACCCCUGAAUCUCACUCACACCCAAUUCAGGGUAAUCUCCCCUCCUCUCUGGCCUUUAUCUUGACUCCUUUUCUUCGUUAUUUCUUCCGGCGUCCUACUCCUAACCGCGCAAUCGUCGCCCCAAUUCACUUGAAUUUCGUCCAGCAUUCGAAGGAAAGGAAGAAGCUUUUGAUUUUUGAUUGUUGAUCAUCAGAAUCGGAGAUGGCCUCGGCGGAGAUUGCCCAGACGGACGUGGAGGGGAUGGACGGAGUCCACAUGACGUGGAACGCCUGGCCACGCACGAAGGUGGAGGCCAGCAAGUGCGUGAUCCCAAUUGCGGCUUCGAUCCACCUAAUUCGACCCAACCCGGAGCUCUUCACGCUCCCAUACGCGCCACUCAGGUGCAAGGCGUGCACAGCCGUGCUCAACCCACACGCCCGGGUGGACGUCCAGGCUCCCUUAUGGAUCUGCCCUUUCUGCUUCCAACGCAACAGCUUUCCUGACCAUUACUCAGCCAUUUCCGAGACCAACACCCCUGCCGAGCUCUACCCCCAAUUUAGCACCAUUCAGUACAUUCUCCCCCAGACCCCAAAUCCCACUUCCCCUACAGGCUCGCAUCCGGUUUUCCUAUUCGUGCUUGAUACAUGCAUGCUGGAGGAGGAGUUAUGUUUUGCAAAGUCGGCCUUGAAACGUGCAAUUGGAUUGCUUCCCGACAAUGCCAUGGUGGGGUUCAUAUCUUUCGGGACACAGGUGCAGGUGCAUGAGCUUGGCUUCUCAGAUAUGUCAAAGGUUUACGUCUUCCGGGGUUCCAAGGAACUGACAAAAGAUCAGGUUUUGGAACAAUUAGGCCUUGGUAGCUUUGGUGGAAGGCGAGCUGCUGCCAAUGGGCCUGCAGGGGUCCCCUAUCCAGGCAUAACAAGAUUCCUACUCCCUGCUUCAGAAUGUGAAUACACUCUCAAUGCAUUGUUAGAUGAGUUGGAUACGGAUCAGUGGCUAGUACCCCAUGGGAAUCGAGCCUUACGUUGCACUGGCGCAGCUUUGAGCUUGGCUUCAGGUUUGCUCAGUGCUUGUAUGGCUAGUGCUGGUGCUAGAAUUGUAGCAUUAUUGGGAGGACCAUGCACAGAAGGGCCUGGAGCGAUUGUAUCAAAAGAUCUAGCAGAUCCAGUUCGGUCUCACAAGGAUCUAGAUAAGGAUGCCGCACCCUAUUUCAAAAAGGCAGUGCAUUUCUACAGUGAACUUGCAAAGCAGCUAGUUAGCCAGGGUCACGUGCUGGACAUUUUUGCGUCAGCACUUGAUCAGGUUGGGAUUGCUGAGAUGAAAGUGGCAAUUGAAAAAACUGGAGGACUGGUAGUCCUCGCGGAAAGCUUUGGUCAUUCUGUAUUCAAGGAUUCAUUCAAGCGUGUUUUUGAUUAUGGUGAAUUGUCUCUUGGGCUCUCCUUCAAUGGUAGACUUGAGAUCAACUGCUCAAAGGACAUAAAAGUUCAAGGGAUCAUUGGGCCCUGCACAAGCUUAGAAAAGAAAGGAUCUGCUGUUUCUAGCACAGUUAUUGGUGAAGGGAAUACAAUAGCGUGGAAGAUGUGUGGCCUCGACAAAACUACAUGCUUCACUAUUUUCUUUGAUGUCUCAUCAAGUGAAAAACCAGACCCUUCUGUCCAUACCAACCAGGAAUUGUACAUACAAUUUCUUACAAGUUAUCAGAGCGCUGAUGGAUAUACAAAACUACAAGUUACAACCAUAAAAAGAAGAUGGGUUGAUACUACUGUCAAUUCUGAGGAAUUGGUACAAGGCUUUGAUCAAGAAACUGCUGCUGUAGUGAUGGCUAGAUUGGCAUCGUACAAAAUGGAGAUGGAGGAAGGCUUUGAUGCGACAAGGUGGCUAGAUCGGAAUCUAAUACGUCUGUGUUCUAAAUUUGGGGACUAUCGCAAAGAUGACCCUGCUUCAUUCACAUUAAAUCCAUGUUUCUCAUUGUUUCCUCAGUUCAUGUUUAAUCUACGGAGAUCUCAAUUUUUGCAAGUUUUCAAUAACAGUCCUGAUGAGACAGCUUAUUUCCGCAUGUUGCUGAAUCGAGAGAACAUAAGCAAUGCUGCUGUCAUGAUUCAACCGACGCUAACAUCGUUUUCAUUUAAGUCACCACCCUGUCCGGUUUUGUUGGAUGUGGCAUCAAUUGCAGCUGAUCACAUCCUUUUGUUGGAUUCUUAUUUCUGUAUAGUUAUAUUCCAUGGAAGUACAAUAGCUCGGUGGAGAAACAUGGGCUGUCACAUGCAACCAGAACACCAGGCAUUUGCACAAUUAUUGCAAGCUCCGCAUGAUGAGGCCAGGUUACUAAUUCAAGAGCGGUUUCCUGUACCAAGAUUAGUUGUUUGUGAUCAGCAUAAAUCCCAGGCAAGGUUUCUGUUGGCAAAGUUGAAUCCUUCUGCAACAUAUAAUAGUGCACAUGAUAUGGCUGCAUCCGGAACAGAUGUCAUCCUUACUGAUGAUGUGAGUCUUCAAGUAUUCUUCGAGCAUCUUCAGCGGCUGGCAGUUCAAUCUUCGUAAGCAAAAAGAAGUGUGGAUAAUCGUGCUGUGACCUGUCAGUUAUUCGCUCUCUAAAGCUCAACAAGUUCUAGUCAUCGCCUCUACAAGCCUUUUUCUUUGCUCACUACAGAACUUUCGUACCCCAUUCGUACGAAUAGAGGUAAGAUCCAAUACUGUUUGCACUAGCAACCAAAAGUAACAUUUUUUUGGGGUUUGAGGUUUAUUUCGUUUGAAGAAUAAUUAUUAAUAAGGAGCACAAGGGACAGCUGAUUUGAGUUUAGGGAAAGAAGAGAGACAAUGUCGUAUUUCCCUCCAAAGUGCCAUGAAGCAAGGAGAUUGUUAUUUUUUCAUUUUUCCUGAAAUGCCAUUUUCCGUU
Molecule: messenger RNA, 2900 nt
Organism: Cuscuta campestris
Lineage: Eukaryota; Viridiplantae; Streptophyta; Magnoliopsida; Solanales; Convolvulaceae
Source: the annotation of a GenBank genome assembly